Molecule: messenger RNA, 929 nt
Organism: Selaginella moellendorffii
Lineage: Eukaryota; Viridiplantae; Streptophyta; Lycopodiopsida; Selaginellales; Selaginellaceae
Product: SOSS complex subunit B homolog
Exons: 1
Coding region: 357-809 (150 amino acids)
Biological process (GO): double-strand break repair via homologous recombination; response to ionizing radiation; mitotic cell cycle checkpoint signaling
Cellular component (GO): SOSS complex
Molecular function (GO): DNA binding
Source: RefSeq, a predicted model, not a curated record
GGAAGGGGACUGCGGAGUUGAUGGCUAUGGCGUGUGGAAAGUCGAUGAGAAUGGUGGCUUGGUUCCAGUCUCUGCAGUUCUCCAUGACGCAAUACUUGAAGAAGUGUAUCCUGGGCGGCGGAAUCUUGGAUACAUUUUCCGUUGCAAGACCGCUGCAGAGGGGAACCUCGUCACUUUUUCGGAGACAGGGAUCGUGUUUGUUUACUACUUGAGCACAGGGGAGUGGACCGAAACCCAGAGGAUUUAGCCAAGGCAGUGCUUUAUCGGCCGUCGCUUAGGGCACUUUAGUUUUUAAACAACACGAGUUACUCAACUUUACAUCAAUGUUACUUCUAAAAGCCCUAUAGAACCCUAGAAUGGCGACGAUGCUCAAGGUCCGUGAUCUCCGCCCCUCGGUGGGAAACAACAUCAACACGACCUUCAUCAUCCUGGAGAAGUACAACGCCUCGCGCAGCGACGGCGGCAUUCUCAUGUGCAUCGCGCUCGUCGCCGAUUCCACCGCCAGCGUCCACCUCCAGAUGUGGGGCGCCGAGUGCGACGCCUUCCAGCCCAGCGACAUCGUCCGCCUCACCAACGGCAUCUUCUCCUUUCACAAGGCCAAUCUGGUGCUCCGCGCCGGGAAGAAGGGCCUGCUCGAGAAGAUUGGCGAGUUCUCCAUGGUCUUCGUGGAGAUUCCAAACAUGAGCACCAUGCAAUGGGUCCAAGACCCCGCCAAUCCCAAAGGCUGGAUUCCUCUCACUCACUCUUCGCCGGCGCCCACCGGACCGAUGCUCGCUGGUGCCGCUUCCUCAAAUCCGGGAAGACACUAGAUAGAACUUUAGAUGCUAGAACCAAAGAAAAAAGGUAGAAGAAAAAAGAAAGAACAAGGUGUUCUCUGGAUCGAGACGAAGAAUUAAAUGUAGCUCAAGUCUGGACUGACCUCUAUUGCA